AUGAUUACACUUUUAUUAAAAAAAAAGGUUAUGAUAGUUUUGCUAGCAGCUAGUCUAUCAAUGGCAACAGGAACUUUCAGGAAACUAAAAGAAUUCGACAUAGACCACUUCAAAGAAAAACUUUUCCACCCAUUUCGACACCACAUAGAAAAAAUACACAACCACUUCAGCGGCCAUUCAAAUAAACUACCACUCCAUCAUGAAGGCUUGCCUCAUCCCCAUCAUGAGAUACCUCAGCAUCAUCAUACACAAGGCAUCGCGCCACACCACCAUCCACAUAAAGAAGUGCAUCAUGUAGAACCCCUCGGCCACCAUAUCGGGUUCCACGGUUUUGACUACGGUUUAGGACAUGGGUUUGAUCAUGGAUUUGGUGUGGGAUUCCACCACGACUUUGGGCAUGACAUUGCACACGGGUUUGAUCAUGAUUUUGGAGGUUUUCAUGAUUUUUUUGAUCAUCAUCAUGGACUUUAUGAUCACAGUUUUCACGGGUUUGAUCCUUACAGUUAUGGAUAUGGCCAUAUUCACGGACAUGAAUUAUAUUAA
Messenger RNA from Diabrotica balteata, 543 nucleotides. NCBI's taxonomy places the organism in Eukaryota, Metazoa, Arthropoda, Insecta, Coleoptera, Chrysomelidae. The record is from the annotation of a GenBank genome assembly.